CUACUCUGCAAUGACAACAUCAAAUCCAACACCUCAUGUUUACCAAGAAUUAGAUAUCCAUCGCACUAUCUCUGAAAGUGUUGAAGAUUUAAAUAUUCGUGAAGAUAUUGAUGAAUUAGAAAUAUAUGAACAUAUAAGAAGAAUUAAAGACCCAGAACAUCCAUCUGUCACUUUAGAACAAUUAAAAGUAAUAAGUCCUGAUCUAAUUAGUGUUGAUGAUAAAGGAAAUCAUAUUAUUGUCAAAUUUACACCAACAGUAGAUAACUGUACAAUGGCAACUUUGAUUGGUUUGGCUAUUCGGACUAAGUUAAUGAGAAUUCUUCCACCACGUAUUAAAUUAGACAUUUAUUUAACAGAAGGAACACAUCAAACUGAAGAAGAUGUUAAUAAACAAUUAAAUGAUAAAGAAAGAAUAGCAGCAGCACUUGAAAAACAAACAUUACUUCAGUUAGUUAAUAAAUGUCUUGUUUAA
Entamoeba histolytica HM-1:IMSS is the source of this 472-nucleotide messenger RNA. RefSeq lists its product as uncharacterized. The record is from RefSeq and is a predicted model, not a curated record. Bases 11 to 472 code for a protein of 153 amino acids. NCBI's taxonomy places the organism in Eukaryota, Evosea, Mastigamoebida, Endamoebidae. The transcript has a single exon. Gene Ontology annotation, biological process: iron-sulfur cluster assembly.